Messenger RNA from Guillardia theta CCMP2712, 2457 nucleotides. RefSeq lists its product as hypothetical. The transcript has a single exon. Lineage: Eukaryota; Cryptophyceae; Pyrenomonadales; Geminigeraceae. Bases 1 to 2457 code for a protein of 818 amino acids. The record is from RefSeq and is a predicted model, not a curated record.
AUGUUAGCCGUCGCAGCGCCACGCGAGGGCAUGGGGGAUGCUGCCCUGCUGUCGCAGAGCUCGGUUCCCGAAGACGAUGCCGCUUCGAGCACUGGGGUGAGUAUAAGCAGCGCGGCACUGAGGUUGGCUUCCAUGGCCCCGAUCCCAGUGAGACCCAAUCACAAAAUUUUGAGCAGCAACAGGGGGACGAAGAGAAAGGCAGACCUGGACGACGGGGUGCAUUCGACGAAGGUGCCCGAGCUCACGGUUGAAGAGGAGAGGGAAAUCCAGGUCAGCAAGCUCAGCGCCUUGCACAUCCAGACGAAUCAGUUUGUCUGCAACGAAAACCAGCUACCGAAGGGCUUCACCCAAGAGACGGUGGAGGAGUGCUUCUUCGACAUCCCACCGUUCCAGUGGGACAGGAUCGAGUUCCUGAGCGUGAUCGAGGAUAUAUCCCGUCUUCAGAACAACGAGUUUGGGAGCUGCCUGUGGGGGAACAAGUUCACCUCUGAUUUCACCAUUGGCGGAAGCUGUGCAAAGCCCCUCGCGUGCUACGACAAGCUGAACCGCUUUCACCAGCUUCACUUCGAGACGGAUGGGCCGAGCAUGAUGUUCACCGUGAUUACGGAGGGGGUGGACCUGCACCCCGGGCUCCUGGACGUGAUCCGUGUGGCGCACAACAUCAGCGAGGGCGGGAAGAGCCACUGCCUCACCAACUUCACGGUGCAGACCAACACGACGCUGAUGAAGUACCGGGGGGACAACGCGAGCAGCAAGGCGGACUCGGUGCGCGUGAAGCUCAACCGCUCGGAGAUCGAGGGUCUUCAUUAUCAGCUCAAGGAGAUCAUACAAGCGUCGAAUGGCGAACGGCUGAAGGAGAUGGAGAACGACGACAACUUCUCUCCCGAUGACAUGAAAGAGAUGCUGUCGGCCUCUUACAACACUAGCACAUUGAAUUACACGCUGGUGGUGGAUAACUUUCUAGAGAACAACCAGAACUUUGUGAUCAGCAAGGGUAUACUGGACGCCUCCGUGGAGAUGCGGAUGGUGAGAUGCCAGGACAGCUCUGGGGUGGAGAAGAUCUUUGUCGCGCAGUCGGUGCUGCUCCGGAGCAUGAGCGGGGUGGAUCCGUACAGCGCCUUCAUCGAGUCUAUGAACUCUCUGGGCCCGCGGGUGCGCAAGUCGGUGUGGUCGAUCCUGGACGGCAUGGUCAAGUGCCUGAACAAGGGGAACAUGCUCUCGGAUAGUGAUAUCAAGACGAUGAUGCACUGGAUCACGGCUCCUUCCUUCCUUUGCAUGAUGCUCUACAACUGGUCGGUAGGCCGGGAGCUGGAGAUCCUUAGCAGCGACGUCCCUGUCGCCACCGAGGGCUUCGGCAGGGUCGUCCUCGGAUGCGUCCACAAGGACGUGCAGCGCUACGUCGGGAUCAUCGAGCAAAAGAUGAACCAAUGCAAGGCCACUACCAAGAUGAAGCAAAUUAAGAUCGUGGCGGAGGUGGACGCGCUCUUCCGUGGCGUGUACGUCAUGCGCAACGAGGACGGAGAGAGGGGUGAUGUGGUGUGCGCCCCGCUCCCCCCGGCGACGUUCUCCUUCUCGCUGAACCUGGGGGAGGACUGGCUAAGGGAUGGCCUGUCCGUCAGUGACGUGACCCGCAACUGCAUCUUCGCGACGCUCUUCCGCGUGAUCUGCGACCCGAGGCUGGCGGCUUCGAACGCCUUCCGGGAGGAGAUGCAGAACCUGCGCUGCUCGGCCAAUCACCUGGAGAACCUGCGCUCUCCGGAGGCAAGGUGGGCCUUCUACAUGAUCUCCAACGUGGAGGAGCAGCGCGAUGAGCCCGGGAUGGAGGUCAAGGACGCCUACCUGCGGACUAUCGGGAAGCACCACAGCACAAAUCGCAUGUUCUCCGUUAUGCUCGACAUCGCGCUGAAGAGCAGGGAGUAUACCUCGGUGGUCUCGACGGCGAACCUGAUAAUCCAUCGGAUCAGCGAGCAGGCGUCGGUCUCCGAGUCCCCCGUGCAGGCCGGACUGGUGCGGGCGCUGAAGGUGCUAGCGGAGGACGCAGGGAAGGACGGCGUGCUAAAGCUGCUCGAGACGCAGCUGACCGAGAUCCUGCAGGCGGGCGCCAUCCCCUCCGUCUGCAUGUGGGAGACACCGCUUGUGAUUCUCCAGCGCACCAUACAACUGAUCAAUCGCGUCUUCCGGCUUAAGAACAGCAACCUAAACCUCCUCUACAUCCUGCUGACGAACACAAUCUCCUACACGCUGCCCAAGGAACCCGCGUGGGCGACGACAAUCAUGCUGGUCGACGCGGCGUGCCAGAGCGAGCUGGUGAUCCAGGACAAGGGCCGGACGCGAUUCCUUGGCGUGGCGGGAAGCAAACGCGACAGCGCGGGUUUCAACUUCACGCAGGUGUGCUUCGAGCAGAUGCUCUCACCUUGCGGGCAUGCCGUGCAUACCCCAUUAUCCGGCCCUGUGUAA